This is a messenger RNA of Durusdinium trenchii, 3303 nucleotides long. The record is from the annotation of a GenBank genome assembly. Lineage: Eukaryota; Dinophyceae; Suessiales; Symbiodiniaceae.
AUGGGAACAACCCGCGGAACUAAUGCCUUGCUGGAGAGAAAAGGGGCACGCACUCUCUUUCUCGUUCUCGAAGCAGAAGAACGUAUCUCGUCAACCGGCGAAGUCUUACAGCCACUCAAUGAGGAGAAGAUACGUCAGCAACUAGCUCAAUGUCAUCAAGAAGGCUUUGAAUCUCUCGCCAUCUCAUUCUUGCAUGCUUAUCAAUAUUCACAGCACGAGCAAACCGCUGAGCGUAUUGCCCGGGAGGUUGGGUUCAAUUCUGUCAGUCGCUCCAGUGCAGUGGCUCAUUCCAUUAAGAUUGUCCCGCGAGCAGAGACCACCGUCCUCGAUGCCUAUUUGAACCCGAUUCUGACUGACUAUGUCGCUCGCAUCCGCUCAGGUCUUUCAUCAACGAGUACGCUCAAGCUGAUGACAUCGCAAGGUGGGCUGGUCAAUGGGGAACACUUCACUGGUAAGGACAGUAUUCUCUCUGGUCCGGCUGGAGGAGUGGUCGCGUUCUCCCGCAUCGGACAGGCAGCUGGUCAUCAGCAGUCCAUUGGCUUUGAUAUGGGAGGCACCAGCACCGAUGUCUCUCGCUUCGGUGGCGAGUUUGAAAUUCAGACGGAAACAACCAAAGCAGGCGUCCGUAUUGCCUCUCCAACGCUGGCAAUUGAAACUGUCGCUGCCGGAGGUGGGAGCAUUUGUCACUUCGAUGGUGUUCAACUUCAGGUUGGGCCCGAAAGUGCAGGGGCUAGCCCCGGACCAGCCUGCUACGGAGCUGGUGGCCCGCUAACGGUCACCGACAUGAACGUUCUGUUGGGCAGAGUUCUCCCGGACCAGUUUCCUUUUACAUUAGAUGUGGCUGCAAUUGAACAGAAGCUGGCAGCGAUCCGAGCGGACAUCCUUCAGAAGACGGGCCGCAACUAUUCAAACGAAGAGUUGGCUCAAGGUUUUAUCGACAUCGCCAAUGAAACGAUGGCACGGGCAAUCCGGCAAGUCUCUAUUCAAAAAGGAUAUCACCCGCAAGACCAUCUGCUGGUCAGCUUCGGCGGUGCGGGUGGUCAACAUGCCUGUGCGAUGGCACAGAGGCUCGGUAUGAAACGCCUGUUGAUUCAUCCCUAUGCAGGUAUUCUCAGUGCCUAUGGGAUGGGACUGGCGGAGAUCCGAAAACGAUCUGAAACAUCCGUUCUACAGCCGGUGGAUGAACUGACUUCGUCUGAGAUGGAACAAAUCCUUUCCGGGCUGAAGCACUCGCUUCUGGAGGCAAUGCAGGCAGAAGGUGUUGAGACCACCGCGAUUGAGGAGGUAAACAUCUCUUUCCGCUUGAGGUACCUCGGGCUGGACGCCUCGCUUGUUGUGGCUGCUGCGGAUUUGUCGUCUGCUGUUAAGAAGUAUCAUGCAGAACAUCAGCGACUCUUUAGUUAUUCACAGCCAAAUCGCACAGUCGAACUCGUUUCUAUUGUCGGCGAAGCGGUCGCUGGUCGUCAGGAGAUUUCAAAGAUUGCUGUCCCUGAAUUGAGUGGGGUGACUGCUGAAUCAACCUUGAUGACCGAGGUCUGGCAUGCGGGAAGUUGCCUGAAUGUUCCAGUCUACACUAGAGAAGCUCUGAUCGCCGGAGCGAAGAUCACUGGGCCUGCCAUUGUUUGUGACCUCGGGUCAACAGUCUGGAUUGAACCCGUAUUUCGCUGUUCUGUCUGUAAUGACGGUUCUUUACUAAUUGAAUUAGAAGAAACGACAGCAGCCACUGACCAGCCUUCCGCAGAAGGAGAAGAGAUUUUCGAGCCGGACCUCAUCCAGCUGGAAAUUUUCAACAACCAGUUCGCUUCUAUCGCUGAGCAAAUGGGACUAACGCUGCGGCAGACUUCCGUAUCAACCAAUGUGAAGGAACGGCUUGAUUACAGUUGUGCUAUCUUUGAUGCACAGGCCGGGCUGGUCGUUAACGCUCCGCAUAUUCCCGUCCACCUGGGAGCGAUGGGAGAGACUGUCAAAACACUCUUGGUUGAAUGUGAUGAUAUACUUCCGGGAGAUGUCUACGUCACGAAUGACCCCUACGCUGGAGGUUCGCACUUACCUGAUGUCACGGUAAUCACACCGGUGCACCAUGCUGAAACGAAAGAACUCUUGUUCCUGACUGCCAGUCGUGCGCACCAUGCUGAAAUCGGGGGGAUUCGUCCCGGGAGUAUGCCUCCCUUCUCAAAGAAUCUGGCUGAAGAAGGGGUUCUGAUCAGGCGGUUCAAACUGAUCGAUCAGGGAGAAGUACGCGAGGAAGAACUGGCUGACUUACUUAGUUCCGGGAAAUAUCCCUCUCGCAACGUGCAGGACAAUCUCGCGGACAUCCGGGCUCAGGUGGCAGCCAAUCAAUUUGGAGCGAAUCUGUUACUGGAAAUGGUCACGACAUACGGGCUCCCGCAGGUCCUCGCCUACAUGUCCUUCAUACAGCAGGCGGCCUGCAAGAAGAUGCAGCAGGCAUUAAGACGCAUCCCGGAUGGAGAAUAUUCCUUCACCGAUCAUCUGGAUGAUGGUUCCCCGAUUGCUGUCACCAUUUCAAUUGAAGAGGGUCAAGCAACGAUCGACUUUAACGGAACCGGGCCAGUCCUCUCUUCAAAUUUGAACGCCAAUCGAGCCAUCGUGACCGCUGCCUGUCUUUAUGUCUUUCGGACAUUGAUCGAAGACUCCAUUCCGCUCAAUAGUGGAGUGCUGGAGCCACUGGCGAUCAUCAUUCCCGAGUCGCUCUUAAACCCACCCCGGCAUGAUGACCCCCAACAAUGCGCAGCGAUGGUCGGCGGAAAUGUAGAAACUUCGCAGCGAGUAGUCGAUGUGUUGCUGGGUGCAUUAGGGACAGCAGCAGCCAGCCAGGGAACGAUGAACAACCUGACGUUUGGCGACGAUUCGUUUGGCUAUUACGAAACGAUUUGUGGCGGAGCCGGAGCGACAGCCAACGCUCCUGGAGCAGAUGCAGUCCAUACGCACAUGACAAAUACUCGCCUGACCGAUGUGGAAGUGAUCGAACACCGCUAUCCAGUGCGAGUCAAGCGUUUCGAGAUCAGACAAGAUUCCGGAGGAAACGGCAAGAACCCCGGCGGCAACGGCAUCAUCCGCACCUUUGAAUUCUUAAAGCCGCUGCAAGUUUCGCUGCUGACUCAACGCCGCGGCUCCUAUCCUCCCUUUGGCCUGGCAGGCGGUUCCCCGGGAAAAAUUGGGAAGAACAACAUCCAGAGAGCCAACUGUAAUGAGCCCGAAGAACUCAGCGGCUGCGUGCAACUCGAAGCCUACCCGGGAGAUCAAUUGACGAUAGAGACUCCCGGUGGCGGUGGGUAUGGGUAA